Messenger RNA from Bradysia coprophila, 1274 nucleotides. RefSeq lists its product as uncharacterized. The record is from RefSeq and is a predicted model, not a curated record. Gene Ontology annotation, cellular component: nucleus; transcription regulator complex. Gene Ontology annotation, molecular function: DNA binding. Gene Ontology annotation, biological process: regulation of transcription by RNA polymerase II. Lineage: Eukaryota; Metazoa; Arthropoda; Insecta; Diptera; Sciaridae.
UACCGAAUUGGUCCUGUACAUUGUGUGUCCAAUAAACAAUGUAAAUUGACAUUCUGAUGAUACACAUAUCAGUCGAAUAAAAUCUUCGUUCGUAACACGUAUCGGUCCUCUUCCUGUGUUUUUCCAGUGAAUUUAAACAUUACAGGGUCGAACAAAAUGUCUGUCGAUACCAUCAAUGUCGACACGUUUAUUCACGACAUUUUCAUUCGACCACCAAUUUGGGAUGGAUCAUUUGGCAAUAAGGAUUUUCUUUGGCAUGACAUUUCGGCCAACCACAAUUUUUUGCCCGUCGAUAUGCUAAAAAAACGAUGGGAGAAUUUACGUCGCUCAUUCCGGAGACAAUUGAAGAAAAUUCCGAGAACUGUCAACAAUCUUUACUUGAUGGAUCCACGUGAUAUGCCAUCUGCAUGGCCGUAUUAUCAAUCGAUGUUGUUCUUGGUUGACCGAGUUCGAUUGGGAAAUCAGAACCAAUUGAUUCCAGCUAAGAUUGAGAACCGUCCAAUCGAAUCUUUUCCGCAAAAUGUCUACCAAAACAGACCCAACACCGAUACGAUCAAAAGUGCUGAAAUGAAUAAGCCAAACGAAGAUGCUGCGUCAUCGAACAUUGCACGAUCGAAUUUAGUCUAUAGUCUCGAUGGUCUCGAUUACAACAACAUUAAUGUGAAGAUUGAGGAUCAACAGAUGAAAUCAGUUCCGCAAAAUGUCGACCGAAACAGACCCAGCGCCGAUACGUUCGAAGAUACUGAGACAUCGAACAUAGAACUAUCGGAUUCAGUUCUCGGUUACUCUCAAACUUUUGUAUUCCCACGAAAUGUGAACCGGAAAAGACACAACGCCGAUUCGUUGGAAGAAACCGGUCAACAGUCAAAGAAGAAACGAAACGAAUAUGCGGACUCAUCGAACGUUCGACGGUCGGAUUCAAGCGAUAUUCUCGAUGACGACAAUGCCGCUGCGCUAACGAAAAGUGCAAGUUCGGCCACUUUGAAUUGGACCGACAAUAAUGAAUCUCAAAUUUUGAUCAAAGACAGCGAUCGGUAUUAUUUAAAGAGCUUGCUUCCCUACCUCGAAAAACUGGAUGCGGUUCAAAAGUUGGUCGUGCGGGCAAAAAUUGAUGAAAUUUUGCGGGUCGAAAUUUCCAAAUUGUAAAAUUCAAUGUUGAGGUAGUUCUAUGGUUUCGUAAAGAAAUCUACCGUUACUGCUCAGCCGUUUCUUUUUGUCCAUUUAAUUUGUGAAAUUUUCUACAAAAAAUUUGCUCAAUAUUUUUGGUUAUGUAA